AUGUAUGUACAUAUGGAACAUCGUUUUCUCAUUACGAAAAAACAGUUAUUGGCUGUCUAUGGCGCACCUGAUUUGAAAGCCCAAGAGGUGGAGCAAGAGACAGAGCUGUCCUACGUAGGCAAAAUCCACCAACCGGUGUUGGAGGCACAAAUUUGUGUUAGCUCUGCGCGGCUGUGGCGAGCUGGGAAGCAGCCGCCUCAGGAACAGUCAUCGUGGACAACUUCUUCGUGGCAUGCAUAUAUGCAUUGUGACCGCCGACUGGUACUAAUGACCGUUGUUGUGCAACUGGUUGCGUACAUAUCGCAUCAGCUGAUGUAA
Molecule: messenger RNA, 318 nt
Organism: Opisthorchis viverrini
Lineage: Eukaryota; Metazoa; Platyhelminthes; Trematoda; Opisthorchiida; Opisthorchiidae
Exons: 2
Coding region: 1-318 (105 amino acids)
Source: RefSeq, a predicted model, not a curated record